AUGGCCGUCGCUCCUAUUACUGGCAUGCUCCGCCGCCGCCUCAUCAUUGACCUCGGAAUUGGUCUUGGUGCUGGCUUUGUCAUGGCUAAUGCCUUUUGGUACGGCUAUCACGUUCCCCGUACCACUGCCCGCGACAAAUACUACUCGAAGCUGGAGGAAAAGCGUUAUGCCGAGAAGCAGUAA
Cordyceps fumosorosea ARSEF 2679 is the source of this 183-nucleotide messenger RNA. RefSeq names its product Cytochrome c oxidase, subunit VIIa, fungal. The transcript is spliced from 4 exons. The record is from RefSeq and is a predicted model, not a curated record. Gene Ontology annotation, biological process: mitochondrial electron transport, cytochrome c to oxygen. NCBI's taxonomy places the organism in Eukaryota, Fungi, Ascomycota, Sordariomycetes, Hypocreales, Cordycipitaceae. The coding region runs from base 1 to 183 and encodes 60 amino acids.